AUGAGUGCGAACAACGGGAACGCCGUCUCUCCCCAACCGGUCGUAAUGGUGACCAACAACGGGGUCCGCGAGCCGGACGGCGACGCCAUUAAGAUGUUUGUCGGACAGAUCCCACGCGAUUGGAGUGAAUCCGAUUGUCGCAGACUUUUCGAGGAGUUCGGCGAAAUCCACUCAAUCAAUGUGUUGCGAGACAAGCAGUCCGGACAGAGUAGGGGCUGUUGUUUCGUGACGUACUACACGCGCCGGUCGGCCCUCCAGGCGCAGGACGCCCUCCACAACGUGAAGACCCUGACAUCGAUGCACCACCCAAUCCAGAUGAAGCCCGCCGACUCCGAGAACAGGAAUGAACGCAAACUCUUCGUCGGCAUGUUGUCCAAGAAGUACACCGAAUCGGACGUACGGCUCAUGUUUGCCGCCUAUGGAAACAUCGAGGAGUGCACUGUCUUGAGGGACACCAACGGCCAGAGCAAAGGCUGUGCUUUUGUCACCUUUUCGACCCGUCAGUGUGCCAUCAAUGCCAUCAAAGCCAUGAAUCACUCGCAAACAAUGGAAGGCUGUUCGUCGCCUCUUGUGGUGAAGUUUGCGGACACACAACGAGAUAAAGACGCGCGAAGGCAGCAGCAGAUACUGAUGCAACAGUUGUGUCACUCAUCGCAGCCCAACCCGGCGGCGGCGACGUUAGCGGCGGCCGCAGCGAACCCCUACCUGGCACUGGCGGCCGCGGCGGCAGCUCAACAGCAACAGGUCCAGCAACAGGCGCAACAGCAACAGAACGCAUUGGCCGCGGCCGCCACUCUCGCCAUUCAGCAACAACUCGUCUCUUCGAUGAACNCUUUUAAACUACAUGUCUUGCACUAUUCCAAUUUCGAAGCAAUGUAA
Oppiella nova is the source of this 879-nucleotide messenger RNA. The record is from the annotation of a GenBank genome assembly. Lineage: Eukaryota; Metazoa; Arthropoda; Arachnida; Sarcoptiformes; Oppiidae.